This is a messenger RNA of Ceratitis capitata (Mediterranean fruit fly), 4996 nucleotides long. RefSeq names its product protein tamozhennic (gene tamo). Gene Ontology annotation, cellular component: cytoplasm. Bases 541 to 3216 code for a protein of 891 amino acids. The transcript is spliced from 7 exons. The record is from RefSeq and is a predicted model, not a curated record. Lineage: Eukaryota; Metazoa; Arthropoda; Insecta; Diptera; Tephritidae.
UACAAAUUUUAAGUCGCGAAUGCAGAAAAAUAUUUCAAGGAAAUUUCGCUAUAAAAUAAUAUAAUAUUAUAGUAAUUUAAGGAGAAAAUGCUUAAAUAACUAAUUUCUUCCAAAUUUUAUAUGACUUCUGAAGAAUUUAGAUAAAAAGUACGGAAACUGUUUGUUGCAGAGAAGGAAAACAUUUAUGCAAUAUUUGUCAUUGUGGUAAAUUUGAAUACAUGAAUGCACUGCGUUUCAAAUAAUUCAACUUCAAAGUAAAAGUGAAAAAUUUUUAAAAGUUCAUAGUUAUUAUCAUAAAAAAAAAAUUGUUUCAAAAAUAUUAGCAGCUGAACAAGCUAAAAAUAACCACACAACCACCUCCGCAUCUUUAUCUUUGCCGUAAACGGUAUUUGUAGCUGAAAGCUAGUGACAUUUUCUUUUGUUCCGAGUAAAUCACGGAGUGUUGAAAUGGAAAUUCAUAACUAUAUUUAAUACUAUUUUUGACAGUCAUACCAUAAAAUAUUUACGACUACUUUUAAGACGCCCUUAUAAAGCUCAAAAAUGUCUGACUUUAUGCCACGUGAUAUGCUUCCUGAUUUAUGGGAAGAAAUCCUAAAACGUCACUGGAUUUAUUUAGAAACGGAUGGUAGUAUAGAAAAAAUUGAAGAAGGAAAGAGAUUAGAAAAUUGCUUUAAAGAGUUUUUGUGCGUCGUGCCACAUGAUCGAAAAUUUUUCCUACCUGAGACGGGUCAUGUACUUAGAAAAUCUGUUCGAGAAAUGGAUGAGUUCAGUGCGUAUAAGGCAAUCAUUGGUUUUCGAUCAAUUAGCCAGUAUGCAAAUAACUUAUUUACAAAGCCAUGGCGAAAAGAAUUUAGAGUAUUAAAGAUGUAUUCUGGUUUCUAUCAACAUGAAAUUAAAUCGAAUUUGUGUGAUGCUGAAAGGCUUUUUGAAGCUAUGGGGUACAGACAGGUUUCGGAAGAGAUUCUAGUGUUAGAUGGCCCCAUUUGUCCCGAUCAAGUGACAAACGUUUCACGUGAUGCUAUGGCAGCAUAUGUUGAGUGCCAAAUCAUGGAACAUAUUUAUGCAGGACUCAUUGCCAUGGGAUUAACAUGUUCUUGGCAGGACGUAUUUCAUUAUCGAGAAAAAUUUAUUGGUGGAAUUUCACAAACCAUCAAAAGCUUGGCUUAUGCAAUACAAGAAAAACAAUCACGAAAGGAAAAACUUAUUAAUACUGAUAAUUGUUAUGCUAGUAUUCAGCAUUCGCCACUAACGUUGACCACUUCGGAUUGUCCUAAUUGCUUGCUUUACAAUCGGAUGCCAGCGCAAACACAAUACCCAAUUCAUAGUGACAACCACGGAACUUGUGCAAUUCAUACGCCUUCGUCAUCAGCAGUAACAAAUCAUUUGUAUAAUGGAAAUAGUAAAAUGCCUUCAUAUCCAGUAUCAGGAUAUCAACAGUCACAGCAAACAGGUGUUGCGAUGCCCUUGGGAAGCAUGCAACACUCACGAAGUUUGGAUCAUUACAGCGAACCGGCUCCGCAGUUACCACAUAGACAUUCAUUUGAUCAUCAGCAAAAAGGUUGCACUGCUCAUCAUUAUAAGCCACCACAUCAAUUACCGGUACAACAUGUCUACGAAUCACCUUAUGAUUGUUUAGAUGGAACCAGUAUGGGUGGUAGUAGUGUUUCCUAUGCAGCCGUUGUUGCUUCAGGUACCGGCGGUUCAAAUAACGGAAUGAACUCUGCUUACUCUCAUCCUUACAACGUGUCGGGCAAUCGCUAUCCAUUGCCAUACAAUAUUUCAAAUCAGUUAAAUUCACACUACGCAACACCAAAUGUAACUUGCAACGGUGUCAAAGGUGAUCCUUAUAAUAAUGUGGAUAACAAUGGUUACGCCUCCGUGUCAAAGUCGCAAAACUAUAAUUGCCAUCAGCCGUCACCUGUAGUUGCUGGCAGUAAAGAUUUCCAAGCGUAUCGGCAACGUUCCUUUCCACCUGACCAACAGUUGAUAGAAUUUGAUGAUCGGGCGCCACUUAAAUCACAUGAUUUUUACGCACAACUUCACGGAAUAUCACAUUGCAAUUCGUUCGACUAUGUUCGUGAACGAGAAAGAGAUCGGGUAUUUGACCAACAGCUACGCUCAAGUCGGGCUGCAAACAUGACUACAUGUGCGCAACCGAAAGAUAUUAUGAUGGGUCAUCAAUAUCUGCAGCAGAAUUCACAGCAACCCUCAUCGGAUGACAUGUAUGGCAACUAUGUUUACGCAUGCCCAUUGCUGAAAGCUGAUCGCUUGAAAGCUAACUCUUCGGCAAAUGUUGCAGCUAAGCAGGAACGGAACUCAAAUAUAAUAGAUGUCCUUGACAAUAACGAUAAGCAUUUGCAACUGCAUAAUAUGGAAUUGAAGGAAAAUACUAUAGCCUUUAGUGGAACUGCUGCUAGCGGCAGUCGGCGAAAAAUAUCUUCACAUGCCAACGAAGCUUCAGAAACAAGUUUUGAAUCAAAUUUCGAUGAUUACGUGACAGUGGGUCAUAGUGAGCACCCUAUGCAACGUUCUCCGACACAAGCUUCCAAGAAUCAAGAUGGUGUUGGUUCUUUUGAAUCUUGGAACUACGUUUUCAAAAAUCUGGAACGAGCUGGUUAUUCAAAAGAUUUAGGUGAACGUGGAGACCUUCUAGUGCAAGGCUUAGAUUUGGAUUCAAAGAAUUUAUCAAAUGGUGGUGGCGGAAGCUGUAGUGGUGUUAAAGCCAACACGGAAAGCCGUCGGUCAAAUCAUGUGGAUGCAACAAAAUCAGGACGACAAACAAAUAAUGAUCUGGGCAAAACUCGGCUACCAGAUAAAACGAGUACUGCAACAACGUGGAGGGAAGGCGAAAAACGGGAUGAAAAGAGGUUAGGAAAUGGCGCUAGCAAUAAAGAAAAGUCUAUACUGAAGCAGCAACCUGUAAAGAAAACAAAAUCGGCUUUAAAGCAAACUUCAAAUUCUUUCACAUCUUCAGGUUAUGACAAUAAUAAUGGCAAUAACGAAAUCCAAUCUGAAAAGAACACUCGGCCAAGAAGCCGAAAGCUGAACGCCGCAAUAGUGAGCAAUACACACCCUUCCAGGAGCGAUCAAAAUGAAUGGAGUUGCAGAUUUUGCACUUUUCUAAAUCCAAACUCGAAGCGAAUUUGCGAGAUGUGCUGCCGCAGCAAGGAUUUAAAUUUAGACGCAACCGUUUCCCAUACUCCCACUUGCGUUUAAUCGCUUUCCACGGUAUAUAUACCGUAAAUCUUCCAAAUAAGCAUGACAUAGAGCCUUUCCCUAUGUUGUAUAGUUGAAUUAAAUUGAAUUCAUUGAAUAAUUUAAAUUACAGGCUUAAAUUUAUAUUACACAAGAGUGGAUAAUACGAAUAAUCACAUUUGCUCUGAAAAAUCAUAGUCGAAUCUAUGAAUAACUUUAAAAAGUUCUAAUUUUUAUAUCACCUUUGCAAGGCCCUAGUUGUUAUCCUGGGCUCCUUCCUUAAACCUGGUUAUGCCAGCUUAUUGAUGGGCCAAAAGUAUUCUGUGUUAUUUUUUAUUUAUAUAUGUAUGUUUACUCUUUUUUAUUCAUUGUUAAAACUUAAUAAAUGUGUAUUGUUAUAAAAAUUAAUAGACUUGAGAAGUAGAAGCAAUCAAGGUUUUAGUCCUUAGUUUCCGUUAUGUGCCUCCUGAUUUAUUGUUUAACGAAUAGCUAAUCAUACAUUUUAAAAUACGAAUUUGAGUGUAAAAUUUGACUUACGAGUAUAACGAAUUAAAAGAAUUGCAUAUUUUUAAGCAAGCAUAUAUGUAUAUACAUAUAUAUUUACAAAACCUCCUUAAAUUAAAAAUUAAUUAAAAGGAAAAUCUAUAUAUUUUAUAAUUAUUUAGAAAAGCUGAAAAUUGUAAUUGAAGACGACAAUGAUUAAUGUAAUGUAUAUAAAAGUUCGAAUAUUAAACUAAAGAUGUAGCAAUCGAUGGAUGUAAAAAGACACCACUGCGAAGAGAAAAUAGUUCGAACACUUUUAUAUCGUAUAUUGUAAGCAUAGAAAAGUCAUCUACCAAUUGUAGUCUUCUUUAUCUUAUUAAAGUAAUUUAUAGUGAAUUCGAGGAACAAGGAACUAAAACAGUAAACGAAAAAUAUACAGCACCAAAUGGGCAAUCAUAAAAAUGCUGAAAAUAAAAACGAUUUACCCAAUUAAGUAGUGGUUUUUGUUGUUCCCCUGUUGUUUGACACUAGUCACAUUUGACCCCAGAUGGAGCACAUCGAGUUGUAAUUGUUACAUCCAUUGGAAAUUCGCUUACUUAAGUGCAAUUUAUUAGACACUGCGCUCAGAACUGUAAGAGCAAUAUGUGCCACUUAUGUAAAAAUUCUUGAAAAAAGUUACAAUAUUAUAAAUUGAAUAAUUUCAUACAUCUUAUUAACAGUAUAUACAAAAUAAAAACUUAUGAUAUUAAAUAAUAAUUGAAAAAUAGCGAUUGCAGCAUUGCUAAUUUGAAACGGUUGUUGAAUAAAGUUUGUAAGACAGAAACGAGCAACUUCAUUGAAGAAUAAAUAGACUAAGGAAUAUUUUUCAUAAUUCACUAAUAAAUAUGGAAAAUUCAUGCUUUAAUACCUAUGAACUUACACACAUAUACUGAAAUGUAAAUUUGUAUGUAAAAUUGUUUAGAGAAGCAGGUUUUGACCCCGGUAAAUGUUGCAAGUUUGUUGAGUUUGAUGCAAGGACUUAAAGUAUGGCCGACAGAACUGAAAAACAUGCUAAAACAUCAUUUUUUGAAUUUGUUAAUUUUAUCGUUAUAUAUAGGUGCAUAAGUAACCUUUUUUCAAAAUAUGGUAUUACGAUUUAUGUUUUCCCUUAGUUGUGAGUGUUUUAUGCCUUAUUUAGUCCCCAUAAAUUAAACUUAUAUUAUUGAAUAAUUAUUCAUAAUAUGCAAUAUACCUGUAUGUAUGUAUGUAAUUCUGAAAAGAUAUAACAAACCUAUAUAUGAGAUUUAACUGAAAAAUAAAAUGUAAAUUGUUUCAUUUA